Messenger RNA from Xyrauchen texanus (razorback sucker), 591 nucleotides. RefSeq names its product steroid sulfatase (microsomal), isozyme S (gene sts). The coding region runs from base 1 to 591 and encodes 196 amino acids. Lineage: Eukaryota; Metazoa; Chordata; Actinopteri; Cypriniformes; Catostomidae. Gene Ontology annotation, molecular function: arylsulfatase activity. The transcript has 5 exons. The record is from RefSeq and is a predicted model, not a curated record.
AUGACCACAGAGGUUGUCUAUGAGUAUCUGCACAUGUUCACGACCACAGAGGUCGUCUCUGAGUCUCUGUCUGUGCCCAAGACCACAGAGGUCGUUACCAAGACUCUGGUCAUGUUCACGACUACUAAGGUCAACAUAAUCCUCUACAGUCCUCGCGAUAAUAACUCCAAAGGUGAUGAGUCCGAUAUCGCUGAUAAUGGUGUUUUCUUCUUAUUCAUCCAAGUCCACACUACACUCUUUGCCUCUCCUCCCUUUAGAGGGAGGAGCAAGCAUGGUAUUCAUGGUGAUGCUGUCAUGGAGAUGGACUGGAGUGUAGGUCAGAUCAAAUUGAAGGAAAACACUAAGGUGUUCCUGACCUCAGAUCAGUGGCCCCACCUGGAAAAGAUUCCCAUCCAUGGAGAGGUGCACAGGGGUUGUAGUGGCAUAUACAAAGCUGGUAAGUCAAACAAUAGUGGGAUUCAGGUACCGGAGAUUCUUCACUGGCCAGGUGGCGUACAUGUAGGGAAGGUCAUUGAUGAGCCCUCUAGCAACAUGGAUCUUUUCCCCACAGUGCUGAAAUUAGUUGUUACUUCUGAACCCAGUGACAGGUGA